AUGGCAUUGCUGAGAGGAAACACAGGCAUAUUACUGAGGUGCUUCAGAAAUGACAAGUUUAGUCCUAAGUCUGUUUUAUAUACCUUUAUAGGUUAUAACCCUUUACAUAAGGGAUAUAAAUGUUAUGAGAAUGCUACUGGGAAAAUCCAUGUCUCAAGACAUGUUUUCUUUGAUGAAACUAUUUUUCCCUUUUCCAAAACUUCUAUAUUUGUUUCUUGCGACAAUUCAGUCACCUCUUCUUCUGAGUUCUUAUCUUCCUCUACAAAUAAUCCUUCUUCUGCUCCUUCUUCAAUUGGCACCAGAUCAAAAGUUGGAACCUCUAAGAAAAAUAAAUUCCUUGAUUUUGUUACUAACCAUACUGUUACACAUCCAAUUGAUAUGGCCUUUACUUCUUUACUUAAUAUUACUGAGCCAAAAUCCUUUAAAAGUGCUAUCAAGAUGCCAGUUUGGGCUACAACCAUGAAGGAAGAACACAUUGCCUUAAAGGAUAAUGACACUUGGGAUUAUGUCCCUUAUCAUCCGGGUAUGAAUGUUUUGGGAUGCAAAUGGGUAUACAAAGUGAAGUUAAAAGCUGAUGGAACUUUUGAAAGAUGUAAAGCUAGAUUAGUAGCUAAAGCGUAUGAUCAGUUAGAUGGUGUGGAUUAUUCAGAGACUUAUAGUCCUGUGGUCAAAGCUCCUACAAUCAAAACUGUUCUUACAAUUGUUAUGUAA
Papaver somniferum (opium poppy) is the source of this 711-nucleotide messenger RNA. RefSeq lists its product as uncharacterized. The record is from RefSeq and is a predicted model, not a curated record. NCBI's taxonomy places the organism in Eukaryota, Viridiplantae, Streptophyta, Magnoliopsida, Ranunculales, Papaveraceae. The transcript is spliced from 2 exons. The coding region runs from base 1 to 711 and encodes 236 amino acids.